GAGCUCGACAGGUAAAUACAAUAUGACGUUUACAAGGCAAAGAUGUAGUUGAGCAGGUAUCGGCAUGUUUAUAAGCCAAUUUCCAUCCGUCCAUGUUUUCGCCUGUGAAGAUUGGAUCAGAUGCGCGUAAAGUGUUGGAAUGAGAGAGAAUGGGGGUGAUUCUCGACAGGUGCAAGAUCCACGCACGAACACUAUGAAUAGGUGCUUGUGCUGGAUUAUCGAUGUGAUUAGCGACAAAAUGGUGUCCCGGCUAAAUCUCAACCUGUUUUUAUUAGCUCGUAGUUUCUCAACAAAUCCAAGAACAACCACCGAUGAUGACUUGAAUCAAACUUGAAUGGAAAGUGUUCAUUAACCAAGAUUGGUCUUUGACAUGGAAUAUUUCACAAUACUAAAAGUGCUUUGGUCAUGUCAACAAGAGGGCGUUGUGAAAUCGUAUUCUGGUUCCUCUAAUUCGGAUCACGGGCAAUAAUGGAACAAGUGGAUUCAGUGAACAUGUCAAGGAAUUCAUCACUGGUUGAAAAUCUCAACUUGAGUAUUAUGGCUAAAAUUGACGACAACAGUCGCACACCAAGGAUUGUGUUUUUGGCAUUUUUCAUAUUAGUCACUCUCAUGGGAAAUAUAUGUCUGAUUAUUGUAAUUGUUCAGAACAAGAAAUACAGAGGAACUAUUUCGAAUCUCAUCAUCCUAAAUCUAACAGUUGUGAACAUAGUGGAUUCUGUGUUAAAUAUGCCGCUUGUAUUUGGCUCCUUGAUAGCCACCGAUUGGGUGUAUGGAGACCUCAUGUGUCGCUUUAAUACUUUCUUCAUGAAUAUUGUUAUAGUGGAAACAGUAUUAACUUUAACAGCAUUGACAAUUGACCGAUUUAUUGCUGUCAAAAUAGUACCGUCCAGACACGGAAAUAUACUCAGUCCCUCUCGCACGUACAUUGCAAUAGCCUACACAUGGCUUCAUUCUUUUGGAUUUAGUCUGCCAUUAUUGGCUGGCGCCGUUCCGUCCACUUUCAGGAACCAACUCCAUCUUUGUUCAAUUUCCAAUUCCUCAUCAUUAUCAUUCAUCUGUCUUACAUCAAUUAUUUGCUUCGUUAUUCCAGUUAUUGCAAUGGCUGUUUUAUUUGCACUUAUAUUCAAAGCUGCAUAUAAGGACCGAUUUGUUGUUCGUUCAAAACUUGCUGAACACACUUAUACAGAGAAGAGUGAAGGGAAGCCUCAGAUAUGGAGAGAGAUAGCCAUGGCCAAAUAUACGGGUGUGCUUUUGAUCAUUUGGUUUGUGUUUGAAGUUCCCUAUAUUGUGACAGCGUACAUCAAGCAGUAUCAGUACAGCCAGGAGUUCCAGGACAAUCCCAACAUCGGGGAGAUAGAUUACCCUUGGGUGGUCGACGUUACAUUUGUUUGGGUCAGGUUUGCAUUUUCUGGAAUUUUACCAAUUUUGACAUUUACAUGGAAGAGAGAGCUUUGGAGAAGUUGGAAAGAUAUGAUUUUAUGUCGCCGUAGCAACUCAGUGACUGAUUCAGAAACUUCUUCAAAUCCUCAUUUAAAGAAGAAUAAUCUGAAUGUUGCAAAUAUCAAAACUAGAGAGAGAGAAAAGGUUGAGUCACCAACUGCUUUGACUUUCAAUGUUCCAGUAUUGUUUGCAACAGCCAAUGGCAUUCAUGUACAGACUGAUGAAGGCAACAUGGCUGACUCGGAUAUUUUCUAUGCCGAAAUGCCAUCAACAACCAGGUCCUCAUCAGAAUUGAAAUUUCUGAAGGGGAAGAAGUUGGAUGUCAGUGCAUUGGAGUUUAUUCCGCCCGACACAAGUGACUACGACUCCAACAGUGAGGAUGAUGUGACCGAUCAGUAUUCACUUUCGCAGCCGAUUUCAACACGAAAGUUAGAUCACAAUGACCUUGACAAGGUCAGCAGGUCGUCAUCCCAACCCGAUGUACAGACCGAAAAGAGAAACAGCAGCAGAAUAUCCAGUGUACGACCUUUUGAGGGCAAACUGACUGCUUUGUCGUAUGGGACAGACUCUGGCCUUGACCUAAGUGGCACAUCCCGAUGUCACGAGGCUUUGACUAAGAGAAAUAAGCUCAACAAAGACAAUCUGGUUAGUAUGACUUCAGACAAUGGGCAAGAACUACAGACUUAUGUAGUUUCAGGGGGGAAUUCAGAUGAUUCAUGUGAUAAGAAAGACUCUGACAAGUCAAAUACAGCUCAAGAUGUCAGCUCAACGUUUACUGUUCGGGAUUCUACUGUUGAACAGAAAUCCACUGGAAACUCACUUAGUGCAACAUUUACUCAUUCAGAAGUGCCUCAGCAGAACAAUUCAGAUACAACCAGGUCGUCACAAGCCUCUAAUGUCACCAAGAAACCACCAUUGCACUUGGAGCCUUUAGCUUCCCCUACAAGGGUUGCUAGAAAUGACCUCAAACAGAUCCGGAAGAAAAGAGUGAAAUCUCCACAACAUUCUGCAAAAACUGGGAGUGAGCGGGAGUCCGUUUCAGGAAAGGAUCUGGCUGGUCAGGAGUCCAGAUCAGGGAACAAGAAGUCUUCCAAGCCUGGCCACAAGAGGCAGGGAACUGCAGAGAGUCAGAGAGCCCUGCUUGGGUCGUCCAGUUCAGCUGAACUCAAUGACAUGAAGACUGAGUUGCAGAAGAUGGAAUCUAAGGCUGUGCAGGAGUCCGUUUCGGGGCAACAUUCAGGUGGAUCAUCUGACUUGCCAGACACCUCAACAGGGAGCACAUGAACAUCUUGCAAGUCUCUCCACGGCAGCUGUAAAACUUAACAUGGAGGGAAGACUGAAGGUGGUUAAGUACAGAUUACCUGACUUUGUGCCAUCCUCCCCACCCAGGGCUAUAUUCUACUGCUACACCCGUGCAUCCCACUGUCAACUGCCAGGGCAGUUCUUUACGGAGAUCUGAUGCAGUGGUACUCAUACUUAGACUUGUAUAAAUUAUAUAUGUAAAUAAUUUCAUGAAUUAUCCCCUUGCAAUGAUGUAGGAAUAGGACAAGCUUAUUUCUGUGUAUAUUUUUCAUAUUUGGUAUGGUUGCUGUUCGAAAUGUUUUAUUUGAAGCAUAUAUUUUGUUGCAAUUAUUGGUUAAUGUUUUUGGAAUGCACUGGUAAACAAAAAACUGUUUGGAGCAGUCCAUUAUGACGACAGGGAGAUCAGGGCAAAGGUGAUUCUAUUUGGAGACAUUGUGUUAUGGGUCACUGUGUCAAAACAUACCUCAAAAAGCAGGAGCUGGACAAAUUUGCUAUUUUCACUGGCCAUUCACUUACAGUAUCGGUAAAAAGCUCCCCUCCAACCUGUUUGUUGCGAUAAUCGAAAAACAAUAUGUUAUUAUUUUUCUAAUGUGCAUGUUAACUCGACAACAAGUUACUUGGUGAUAAGAUGGUGGGUAAGUCUAAUUACCAGAAACAAAUGUAACGUGUUGGCCUCGUGCUAGUGCCAUUAACAUGACUGCUUAUGUGGAAGUGGUCCACAAGCCUUGAAAUGUACUUUGUAAGUGCAGAGCACUGAUUAACUCCUGCCAAACAAAUGUAUCUGUAUACUAGGAAUUCCCACAGUGUGAACCUGUAUUCAGUAUUGAUCAGCACCUGCAUAGUUAAUUGUAAGUAAAUACCUGUAUGUAUUUGCAAGAUUGCCACUACAAUCGCCUGACGCCACAGAAGUCUGUGAAGCUUUCUUUUUGUACAAACUGUUACUCCUGAUGUUGCAAUGUUGCACUAUAGACGUGUGAUUUUAUUAGGUUAUACAUAAUACAAUGACGAGAUUCUAGUGUUCCUGAAGUACAAUGUGUUGGAACUACGAAUAUUUGUUUUUGAAUGUCAAACUGACAUUUCUGGGUAACAGGGUAUGCCACAGAUUACUUUGUCGAUAAGCUUCGUGUGUGAUUGUCUGAGUGUCAAUAUUAUGUCUUGCUAGUUGUAGGUUUAAAAGAUGUUAUGAUAUUUGGGUCAUUACAGAGAUCGAAGUUGAUGCACUCUACUGUGUUGACAAGAUCUUAUGAUUCAUGGUAAGAUGUGUAAAAUGGUAUUUCCAAAUCAAAAAUGACAUUUUUUAGGAUACCCCUUCUGAAUAUGGCCUAUAGCAUGAUCAUGAACAUUUAAGGUGUACACGAGAACAAAGCCAUGAAUGAAACUAAGAUGUUGCAAUACCAGUGAUCAUGGUGAUGUGUGAUUUAGAUAUAUUUUUGAUACAUUCAAAAUAAUUGAAUUGGAUAUGGAAUUUCAUAAUUGGUUACAGACUUAGUAUAGUCACGCAUGUUUCAAGUUGUCAUGUUACACGUAUAAGAAAUACAGAAUGACAUUGUCAAUAAACAUUUAUGUACUCAUUUUUAAAUGAAUCAAACAUUGUUUGUGGCAACACAAAGGAAGAUAUAAAAGUUAAACCAAGAUUGCAACAGACAUGAUAUAAACGCAGAUUUACGUUUAUGCCUCCAUGAAUGCAAAAAUAUAUUGAAGCCAUGUCUUAUAAAUUAAUAAGUCAACAACAAUAACUUCACAGAAUGCUUAUUUAAUCAGUAACAUACAGAUGUAGACAAGGAUACGAAAUCAGUGACAUGGUUCAGCACAAUAAUGCAACACAAGCUCCACCCAUUCUAUUAUCAGCCAAUCAGGAAACAGUAGACCAUGUAGACAACUUGUGGGCAUUUUCAGCUUAUGUAGGUAUAAACGCAUAACUAAUUGCUAUGCUAGCCAAUCAGAUGACAUGGAAUCACUUGCAAUUUACUUUUUUUCUCAUAGCUUUGAACAUUAUUAGGUCAAAAAUUAAUCAUCGAAGGAAAUUAAACAUGAUAGAUUUUAGUUUGAGGUAUUAUCAACAUGCACAUGUAUAUAUUUCACAAUAAAACACAAAGUCAGGUUAAGAAAGUGCCAACACAACCUUUGAGUGUUUAGUUUGGUAAAUUUUAGUUAGUCAUGACUUUUCAAAAGUUGCUUGUUGUUGUAGCCAUCAGCGUUCUUUAUUUCAUGAUCACAUUUUAUUAAUGUUCCGUCCAACUUUUAAAAAUGUUAAUGCAGCUCUUUUGUUGUGCAUGUAUAUUAUUUUUGUUGUGUUUACAUUAUGAUAGUUGACGUAACUAGCAUCCUGUGUAUUUUACUGAAGAAGCAGCAUUGGGAUGUUAUUUGGAUGUCGUCGGUAGAGUGGGGUGUGCUUAGAAUCUGUUUCUCUGAAGCUGUUUCUCUGAAUGUGUUUCUCUGAAUGUGUUUCUCUGAAACUGUUCUCUGAAGCUGUUUCUCUGAAGCUGUUCUUUGAAGCUGUUUCUCUGAAUGUGUUUCUCUGAAGCUGUUUUUUGGAAGCUAUUUCUCUGAAGCUGUUGUCUGAAGCUGUUUUUUGGAAGCUGUUUCCCUGAAGCUGUUCUUUGAAGCUGUUUCUCUGAAGCUGUUUCUCUGAAACUGUUCUCUGAAGCUGUUUCUCUGAAUGUGUUUCUCUGAAGCUGCUCUUUGAAGCUGUUUUUUGGAAGCUGUUUUGGGGGGGCUUGCUGUUAAUGUUGAUUAUGUAGCCUGCUAAUUAUUUCAACGGGGUUUCAUUUCCUGGUUGAAGUAGACAAAUCUGUUGAUAGCCCAUUAAAAAUUGGCAUAGGAAUUUCUGACCGAUGACUAAACAAGGAUUCUGUGGGUUUGCAAUAUUCUCCUUGUCAAAGUUAAGAGAGUUUAGAUAAAAACAAACGUAAAAAAAUAAAUUCACAGUACUCUUAGAAAUUGAUACCCAUGGAUAGUAUGGUGUCCCAUGUUGAAUAAUUAAUCAGUAGGAGAUAUAGUGUGUAAUAUUUCUGAUUAAUUAUUCUAAAAAUUGUCAGUUGUCAAAUUUCUUGCAUUUUAAGUGAUUAUUUAUUGUGUUCCUUGAUUCUGCAUUUUUAUUGUUAGUCAUGACUGGUGCAGGUGUUCCCUGUCAGAAGACGUUUACACUGACAUUGCACUUUGUUGCCAAAAUAUUUCACAUCAAUUGUUCGAGACAACUCGCAUACCUCAGAUGUUAAUAGAGAAUGCAUUCCCUCCGACAGUACUGCUUUGUAUAGAAAUGAUACCAGUGCUACUCCAAGUGGUCUUGUGAUGGUGUGGUCCAACACUCAUUCAUUUGCAAAUUUGUUUAACUGUGCUUGACAAAAAUAAAUUUAUUUGAAUAUUGUGUUCAUAAAGAAUUCCUGCAUUUUAGUUCACAAACACUCUCUACAGAUGUUAUAUGUGUGAAGCCUAUUUGUGGUGUCUCCCACCAUGAUUCAGUCUGAAAGGAAAUACUGUGAACAAUUUGUAGUUAAUAUUGAGCUUACUUUCAAUUAUUGAUUUUCCUUUUGCUAAAUGGAUUAAGGUGUUCAAUCAAGCUGGGCCAUUCCUAUUUCCUCCCCACUACCAAAACAUGACAUGUUGACAGUGUUAAUGGGGUAGACUCUAAAAAGCUGUUUAUUCAAAGACACAACUGUGCUUUCCCAACUAAAUGCAGAGAAUUAAUCAGAAUAUAGAAUUUCACCAAUCUUUUUUACUGUUUAAGAUUAUUAUUGCAUUUCAUUAUUUCAUUUGAGCAUAAAAUCAUAAAACUGCCAUUAUGAAGACAGCAGGACUAUUGUUUGUUCUGUAUAGUGAAUCUCUCUAUUGUUCAUAGUUACUGUGUUGUUAUCAGAAUUCUAUAAUUAUAUGCUACAGUGUGUGUGUUGUGUUUGUUUGAGUGUGAUGGCUUUUUUUAAUAUUCACUAUGUGCAGUCCUGUUGACGAUUUAAUUGUAUGGUAUCUCAUUCCCUAUUGAGACUUAUGAUGAAGAGGCGUUUCUGUGUUUAAUGAUGCCAAUGCCUGUACAGUGUCUCGUUAUAUUUGAAACUAGAGAGAAGCAGUGGUAUAUUUGCCCAUAUCGAUCGCAAUGAAGAAAUUAGAGAGAAGCAGUGGUAUAUUUGCCCAUAUCGAUCGCACUGAAUAAACUUGAGAGAAGCAGUGGUAUAUUUGCCCAUAUCGAUCGCACUAAAGAAAUUAGAGAGAAGCCGUGGUAUAUUUGCCCAUUUCGAUCGCAAUGAAGAAAUUAGAGAGAAGCAGUGGUAUAUUUGCCCACAUCGAUAGCACUGAAGAAAUUAGAGAGAAGCAGUGGUAUAUUUGCCCAUAUCGGUCGCACUAAAGAAAUUAGAGAGAAGCAGUGAUAUAUUUGCCUAUAUCGAACACACUGAAGAAACUUGAGAGAAACAGUGGUAUAUUUGCCCAUAUCAAUUGCACUGAAGAAACUAGAGAGAAGCAUUGGAGGACAGGUUAUGUUAAUGACAGGUAAAUGUGUGAAAUGACCAUGAAAUGUAUUCUGGUAAAUAAUGAAGAAAAUAAUUACCUAUUAUAAUAUUUAGUAAAAAACAGAAAAUUUGAUGAGGAAAACUUUUAUGAUAACCUUAAAAUUGAUCUUUGGAAAGCAUAAGUCAUUUCUUCCUGACAUUAUAGACCGUGCUUUGAUUGUGAAAAGGUAUAGAACAUGUAUUUUGUAAGCCCAAUCUUGGCACCCCCUUCAAUUAUGGUGAUGGAAUAUGGCCAAAUGUGGGAUUUAGCCAAAUUGCCUCAUCCCGACUAUCUGUAUAAUACUUCAAGGAAUACACAUAGCUGGUUGUUGUGAAAAUGUGGCAAUAGACUAUUUUCCUGAUGACUGUGGUUAGGAACAGAUAUCAUAGGUAUUUUAAUUUUAGGCAUGACAAAGUGUGAUGUUUUUGUGUGAGAUUUGUUUUGGCAUUAAAUGAUUUGUCAAAUUUUGUGCAAUAUAUGAAAUUAUUGUUGUAGAUUUUAUUAGAUUUAUUGUUGGUAUAUACCAAGAGCUCAAAUGGACAUACAAUAUUAGUGUAUCAUGUUUUAAGUAAUACUACAAUAUUAUAAAACAAAUAAUUCAUUUGUGGACAAACUGUGUAACUUGGCUUGACAUUGAUAUGGUUAAAAGCAGAACAAAUAAAUAUAUAUUAGAGAUUUAUUCUCUGAUAUUAUACAUAUUGUGUAUAUGUAUGUGUAUAUUGAAUUAAGAGCUUGGCAUAUUGGUGUUUUUGGGUAGUGCUCUUUUUAUGUUUAUACGUAAAAAAAGGGAUUACAAACUUUGUCCACCGAAUUCUCUUUGACACAAGGCAGAAUUAAUAUGUGUUUUCCUGAAGUGGGCAAUGACUGGAAGAUAGCUUGUUUUAUUUUUUUUGGUGAAUAAUUGAUUACAUGCGUUCAUGGUGGAUUGUGGUGUAGACUUGACGAGGUGAAGUAUUACACUGUGAAAGCAUUCUUAUAAAGGUUCUCUGUUGUAUUAUUAAUGUCACUUCAUUUUGGUAGUUCCCUUGGGCACGCCAGAAACCUAUGAUUGCGGGUUCGAUUCCCGGUUCGCCCCGAUUAUGUUUCUAGGUUUGUCAGCACCAUACCCGUGCUCGUGGGUUUCACCAAAGAGGUUAACGUCUGAGACCUGCAUCACUUCGGGCUUUCCUCCCACAUUAACCUGACACGCCGUGAGAUAACUGGAAUACUGUUAAAAGCGGCGUUAAACCCAACUCACUCACUCACUCACUUUGGUAGUAGUAACAAUCCUGCCUCAAUGGAAGACAAGUGGAUCAGCCUCUUGCUGCGUCCGUCUGUUUCAUUUCCAUAUCAUCUCUUACAAACUGGAAUAUCACUAUGAAACGUUUUGGAAUUUUUUAAUAAUACUUUUAAAGCAGGACUAGACUUUUUGAAGUAGAAAACUAUACUGAAUCAGGUAUCUCCAUGAAAGUCUCCCUCCUACUUGACCAUGUGUCAAGUGGUGCCUUGUGACACCAACAGGUUUCACAUUGCAUUGUUUUACUAGUUUCACACAAACAGGAGGUUCGUGUAUCACGGACAUUGUGUUAUUAUGUAUUUAGUUAAUUGAAUGUUUUCAUGAAAACAGCUGAUUUUCAGUAUUCAUAUAUACACCAAGUAAAGAUACAUACAUGUUUUGUCUUGGCCAAGUCUGUCUGGCAAAUAUUUUCUGUCACAAUAUAUGUUUUUUUCUUGGCCUUAUACUAGAUUUGCAUGUUAUCACCAAACCACAUGAAGCGCCAUAAAAUCUCCCUUGUCUGCCACAUCGUCAGACCUGUGAGAUGCACAUAUUGGGUCAAUGAGAUAGAUGGCUGGAUAAGAGGGGGCAGAAAGGUGUAUAGGCCUCGCCACUUGAAAUGGACUCACAAACUACCCAUUCUUACCACGUUAUCCAAACACAAUGAUGUUUAGCGCUAGCAAAAUGGACAUUUCUUGAAAAGUAAACUUUGCAUUUUUUGUCAUGACAUAUCUUAUCGGUGAAUUGCUUGUUUUAGCACACAUUUGUUAAGUAAUCAUCUUGAUAUUUCGUUGUUCUAUUUCAAGUGGCGAGGACUGUAGUAGUGUUGUGAACUGCAUGAUGGGAAGUAUGGGAUCAAACAGAAUCAUAGAACUGCAAGUACAAUGGGAAUAAAGAUGACUGUGUUUUGUUGUUUUCAGUAUUAGUUUAAAUGCAUGUUUAUGUGUACACCUUUCUGUACAACUUGAUUUCAAUUAUGAAUUAAUUUAAAUAUCUUAAAGGGUGUGCAUUGAACUACACAUGAAAAACACCAGCUUCUUCGGUGUAUCUUUUAUUUAUUUUAUUGAAAUACAAUCUUAACCAAUGGUGUAAUUUGUUCAUUUUUGUAAAAGAAACUUAUUUUUGUAUAGCUGAACAUUUGUUUUUCUGUUUAAAUAUUAUUUAUUUAUUUAUUAAGAAGAAAUACAUUAAUUUAACCUAUAGUCAUUCUCACUAAUUGGUGAGUAGGUUCACCACGUCCAGUUGCCCCAAAAUUGUAAAAAAAAUAUUUUUGUAAAAUGAGCAGAGAUCAAUAAAGUGAGAUAUCAACUGUU
Molecule: messenger RNA, 9792 nt
Organism: Haliotis rufescens (red abalone)
Lineage: Eukaryota; Metazoa; Mollusca; Gastropoda; Lepetellida; Haliotidae
Exons: 2
Coding region: 469-2724 (751 amino acids)
Biological process (GO): G protein-coupled receptor signaling pathway
Cellular component (GO): membrane
Molecular function (GO): G protein-coupled receptor activity
Source: RefSeq, a predicted model, not a curated record